Pantherophis guttatus is the source of this 6267-nucleotide messenger RNA. The record is from RefSeq and is a predicted model, not a curated record. Lineage: Eukaryota; Metazoa; Chordata; Lepidosauria; Squamata; Colubridae.
CACGAACGGAAGAAACUCCACAACUUUUAAGGGAAGUUCGGGGAAGGACGAGGGAAGGAAGCCGUUUCGGAGGAGGGGGGGGCGAGGCAACCCCGGGACAGCGCCCCCAUUGCAAGACCCCCCCCCCAUUAAGGCUGGCGCUUAAACGCUGAGGAUCGGUCGAAUUAGGUUCCCUUGUGGGUCCCGCCUCGAUUCAUUUCCUGGCGAAGGUUACCAGCCGGCCUCGUAACGUCGGAAGGCAGCAAAGAGGGGAGAAAAGAAGCGGGGAAGGCCCGGCAGGAAGCUUUGGCGAGGGGACCCGGCAGAUGACGACCGCGCCACUUUCCCUUUCCAGCGCUCAGCCCCUUUGCAGACUUUCUCCUUCGCCGCCAAGCUGAUCGGGGCUGCCUUUCGCCAUCCGGAUCCAGAUGGGGCUCCCGGUGGCAGCCUUGGGGCUUCUGUCCGCGGCGGCCGUCCUGAUGCUGCGAGGACGAUGCGGGGAAGGAUGCGCAGGCUCCUCCUCCCAUUCAUUACACCUUUUCUACACAUUGUUUGUGGACUCCAACCAGGACGGGGCCCAUUACAUUAUGGCAUAUGUAGACAACCAGCUGGUGGCACGUUUUGAUCCCACCACCAGAAGAAUGUUGCCUCAAGUAGCCUGGCUCCAUAAUGUAACAGAGGAGGACUCUCAUUUCUGGGACACGAUAUCUUGGACAGUGAACAUCACGGAGCUGACGUUCAGGAAUGAACUGCGCAUCUACCACAACUCCAGCAAAGGGUUUCACAGCUGGCAGAACUUGAUUGGCUGCAAGCUGAGUGACGAAGGCCAGAAGCAGGGCACUUACCAGUUUGGCUAUGAUGGGGAAGACUUCAUCAGCUUGGAUCAGAAGACCCUCUCCUGGGUCGCAGUCAAUGUCCAUGCACAGGAGAUCAAGAGGCUGUGGGAAGCUGAUCCUUUGAUCGCCCAUAUCUGGAAUGACUAUUUGGAGGAAAAAUGUAUUGAGUUCCUUCAGAAGUGCGUCAUGUAUGGAAAGGAUUCCCUGCUGAGGAAAGAACCCCCAGUGGCUGAAGUAAUUCACACGAUCCAGUACAAGGGCCUCGUCUGCCAAGUCUAUGGCUUCUAUCCCAAAGAGGUGAAUGUCACCUGGAGGGAGGAUGGAGAAAUCAGGACCAAAAAUACCUCCUCGUCAGGUGUUCUUCCAAACUCAGACGGGACCUACUAUACCUCGCUGAGCAUCAAGGUUGACCCGGAGGACAAGAGGAAUCAUUAUCGCUGCUACGUGGAACAUGCUGGGCUGCCGGAGCCUCUGAUCGUGGCCUGGGAGGAGUCUGGUGAGAGAAAGUGGGACAACAAAGUGUGGAUCAUUGUUGGAGUUGUGUCAGCUGUGGCCUUCAUUCUUGUGAUAUUCUGUUUUGCCAUUAAAUGUUUUGGAGUCCCGUGGAGAGAAAUCUUGGCCAAAUGUUUUGGAGCCAAGGGCAGAGAAAUCUUGGCCACCAGCCGGCGUUUUGAACUGCGUCGAGUGUUGCGAGACCAGGACCAGAGGCAGCAAGACCAGGACCAGAGGCAGCAGAGGACGAUGAUGGAGGACUUUGAAAGAACACAAACGAAGGCUCGGACACUACGACCUUUGUGGAAUUUGUACUGACUCUAUCUUAAACUUUACUAAGCCCUGUGGCUUGUUUGCAAGCCGAGAUUUCACUGAGUUUCUAUUUUUACACCUGCAGAGUGAAAUUAAGACUUACAGUGGUACCUCGGUACUCAUCGUAAAUUGGUUCCAGGAGAUGGGAUGAGUACCAAAAAUGAUGAGUACUAAAUCAUUUUUCCGAUAAGGAAUAAUGUAGUGAGUCACAAGGCAGCCGACACUGACAAAUUCUAGCUUGUGUGUUGAGUACCAAACAAACGAUGAGUACUGAGACAACAUUUCCACGUCAAAAUGCGUUAAGUACCAAAUUCGAUGAGUUUCAAAGCAGUUGAGUACCAAAGUACCACUGUACCUGUAAGAGUUUUACGACUGUUUAUAGAUUGGUUCUGGAGUGCAUAACACUAGGCAUGUCACCGGAAGGUAAAAUCACAAAACACGGGAGUGGGAUUCAGCCGGUUCGGACCGGUUCAUGCAAAGGGCCUGGUGGCCAUAUCUGUGGGCACACGAACGUUGCCCUAGCUCAGCUCCAGUGUGUAUAUGCGUGCCAGCCAGCUGAUUUUCAGGCCUUCCGGGCCCAGUGGAAGUCAGGAAAUGGGCCAUUUCUGGCCUCCAGAGGGCCUCCGGGGAUGUAGGGAAGGUUGUUUUGCACUCUCCAGGCUCCAAGAAAGCCUCUGGAGCCUGGGGAGGGCAAAAAACAGGCCUACUGGGCCCACCACUAACCUUUUUGCCGUUGCAUGCCAAAAGCGGGGGGAGCAGAGCACAGGGGGCAUUGAAUUAUGGGUGUGGGCACACAGGCGUGCAACCUCCCCGCACUCCCCCCAUCACUGGCCUGUACCAUUUCAGACGAAUGGUUGUCCAGUCUCUUUUUAAAGGCACACACAAUUUUACACAAUAAUGCAUUUCUAAUAUAAUGGCUUUGGAAAUAACCAUGUAUUUUGUUUUUCUCAUGCCAUAAAGAAGCAUGCCAACUCAGUUGAAGAUCAUGUCCCUCCAAAGUCAGCAGUCUUUUGUGCCACAAACCAAUUAAUUCUUUCACCCAAGUAACUACCGACGCCUGAUAAUUCCACUCCCAAUCUGGCAACCCAAAACCACCUCUAUUUUUCAAGCCUUGCAACAUUUUCAAGCUUAUUCUUGCUUUUAUUUCCCUUGCCAAAUAUAUCUUAAUAUUAUUUUAUUUAGUUCUUCCAAAUAUUUUUUUUUCCAGCUUUAUCGGAAUUGUUCGAAAUAAAUAUAAUAGACUCGGAAGGAUAUUCAUUUUUAUAGUAGCUAUUUUUCCUGUCAGCGACAAUUGCAGGUUUUUCCAUUUCUUCAGGUCUGUUUUAAUUCGUUGCAUCAGUUUAUAAUAAUUAACUUCUUUAAUAGUUACACAUCUUGCCAUUAAUUGAAUUCCUAAAUAUUUUACUUUCUUAACUAUCUGAAUAUCUAUUUGCUUCAUUAACUCUUUUUUUCUGUGUAUCUGUAACAGGGGUGGGUUCUAAAGUUUUUUUACUACUGAUUCUGUGGGCGUGGCUUAUUUUGUGGGCAUGGCUUCAUGGUCAUGUGACAAUUAUUUAGGAUUUAGCAGAGGUACUGGUCUAUCAGGCUUUUAACUGCUUGCAGAGCUGUACCAGUUUACUCAUUUGUUUUUGGAGGCACUGGUCUACCCAUUUAUUUUUGCAGGCACCGGUCUACUCAUUUGUUUUUGGAGGCACUGGUCUACCCAUUUAUUUUUGCAGGCACCGGUCUACUCAUUUGUUUUUGGAGGCACUGGUCUACCCAUUUAUUUUUGCAGGCACCGGUCUACUCAUUUGUUUUUGGAAGCACUGGUCUACCCAUUUAUUUUUGGAGGCACCGGUCUACUCAUUUGUUUUUGGAGGCACUGGUCUACCCAUUUAUUUUUGCAGGCACUGGUCUACUCAUUUGUUUUUGGAGGCACUGGUCUACUCAUUUGUUUUUGGAGGCACCGGUCUACUCAUUUGUUUUUGGAGGCACUGGUCUACUCAUUUGUUUUUGGAGGCACUGGUCUACCCAUUUGUUUUUGGAGGCACUGGUCUACUCAUUUGUUUUUGGAGGCACCGGUCUACUCAUUUGUUUUUGGAGGCACUGGUCUACCCAUUUAUUUUUGCAGGCACUGGUCUACUCAUUUGUUUUUGGAGGCACUGGUCUACUCAUUUAUUUUUGCAGGCACUGGUCUACUCAUUUGUUUUUGGAGGCACCGGUCUACUCAUUUGUUUUUGGAGGCACUGGUCUAGCCAUUUAUUUUUGCAGGCACUGGUCUACUCAUUUGCUUUUGGAGGCACUGGUCUACUCAUUUGUUUUUGGAGGCACCGGUCUACUCAUUUGUUUUUGGAGGCACUGGUCUACCCAUUUAUUUUUGCAGGCACUGGUCUACUCAUUUGUUUUUGGAGGCACUGGUCUACCCAUUUAUUUUUGCGGGUACUGGUCUACUCAUUUGUUUUUGGAGGCACUGGUCUACCCAUUUAUUUUUGCAGGCACUGGUCUACUCAUUUGUUUUUGGAGGCACUGGUCUACCCAUUUAUUUUUGCAGGCACUGGUCUACUCAUUUGUUUUUGGAGGCACCGGUCUACUCAUUUGUUUUUGGAGGCACUGGUCUACCCAUUUAUUUUUGCAGGCACUGGUCUACUCAUUUGCUUUUGGAGGCACUGGUCUACUCAUUUGUUUUUGGAGGCACCGGUCUACUCAUUUGUUUUUGGAGGCACUGGUCUACCCAUUUAUUUUUGCAGGCACUGGUCUACUCAUUUGUUUUUGGAGGCACUGGUCUACCCAUUUAUUUUUGCAGGCACUGGUCUACUCAUUUGUUUUUGGAGGCACUGGUCUACCCAUUUAUUUUUGCAGGCACCGGUCUAGUCAUUUGUUUUCUUUUAACACUGAUCAGCUGUAGGGCGGCCCUUUGAAGCCCUGCGGCAAGAGUUUAAACAGUUUUUUCCCCCCCCAGCCAAUCAGCUGGGACUCAGGAGAGAGCAAUAGAUUGGAGGUGGGGGCCAAAUAAAAGGUAAGAAUAAUGUAGGGGGGGCGGGGGCAGAAUCGGUUUGGUGAUGUCAUAUCAUCACCGCUACCGGCUUGGCGGAACCGGGAGGAACCCACCACUGAUCUGUAAGGUUUUUGGAGCACUCAAUUUCUGAAGGCAAGCUGUUCCACUGGUUAAUCGUUCUCACUGUCAGGAAAUUUCUCCCUAGUUCUAGAUUGCUUCUCUCCUUGAUUAGUUUUGAUCCACUGCUUCUCGUCUUGCCUUCAGGUGCUUUGGAAACUACGUUGACCCCCUCUUUUUUGUGGCAGCCCCUCAAAUAUUGGAACAAUGCUAUCAUGUCACCCCUAAUCCUCCUUUCCAUUGGACUAGACAUACCCAAUUCCUGCAACUGUUCUUUAUUUAUUAUUUAUUUCUUAGUCCAAUUUAUAUGCCGCCCUUCUCCAUAGACUCAGGGCGGCUUACAAUGCAUUAUAGCAAUAGCCUGCAUACUGUAUAUACCUGCUUAUUAGUGUUUUCGGCCCCCCCUAAGCGGUGUUGUUCUAUACAAAGCUGGCUUAUUGCCCCCGCAAUCUAGGUCUUCAAUUUACCUACCUCAAAAGGAUGGAAGGCUGAGUCAACCUUGAGCCUGGUGAGAUUUGAACUCGCACUAAUGUCAGGCAGCUGGCAGCUAAGUGCUAGCACUUAACAGCACUUAGUCUGCUGCUGCACCACCGAGGCUCUUUAUUAUAUUUUAGCCUCCAAUCCAGGGAUGGGUUCUACUUAUCUUUACUAUCAGUUCGUAUUGGGGCCACGCGUAAGUGCGUGCACUCUUCUGCGCAUGCACAGAAUCGUUUUUGUGACAUCGGGGUCAGUGGGCGGAGCCUCCCGCCGGCUUUGCUACCGGUUCUAUAGAACCGGUGCGAACCGGGGGCAACCCACCACUGCUCCAGUGCCCUAAUCAUUUCUGUUGCUCUUCUCUGCAUUCUUUCCAGAGUCUCAAUAUCUUUUUUAUAUUGUGGCAAGCAAAACUGGAUGCAGUAUUCCAAGUGUGGUCUUACCAAGGCAUUAUUAAGCAAUCCUAUCUCUCUGCAAAUGCAGUCUAGGAUUGUGUUGGCUUUUUUGAUAGCUGCCGCACACUGCUCAUAUUUAAGUGAUUGUCCACUAGGACUCCAAGAUCCCUCUCACAGUUACUGCUACUGAGCCAAGUUUCCCCUGUUGUGGCCCCGCCCUCUGAGCCUAUCUCAUCAGAGGAAGAAGGUUCCGAACAUGAGGGAGAGGAGUCAGCCAGGCCACCCUCUCCAGGCCCCUCCCCUCUGGCACUGCCUCAGGUGCCGGCCGAGGAAGGGGAGAUUGGCCAGGAGCCAGGUGUCUCUGAUGAGGGCGAGGAAGGAGAGCCGUCGUUCCUGGAUGCACGCCAACGAAGGCGUGAUAAACGGUUGCAGCAGUUAAGGAGGCGUGCUAGGGAUUAUAGCUGAGUCACUGGACCACACCCCAGAGACUAUAUAAGAGAGGGUGGUGGCUGGUAAAAAUCUGUGACGAACAAAAACUAACUCUGGCUAGUCACUUGAACAACGUCUGAAGCUGCCGAAGGGAUAUUGUUUUGCUGGACUAUUUGCAAUGCGUAUGUAAUUUUAUGUUAUCUGUUGCAGUAAAACUCUUGGCAGACGGUGCUUAUAUUGCUGCCAAGUUUGAGAUAAC